This is a messenger RNA of Spodoptera exigua (beet armyworm), 3242 nucleotides long. The record is from the annotation of a GenBank genome assembly. Lineage: Eukaryota; Metazoa; Arthropoda; Insecta; Lepidoptera; Noctuidae.
GACGAACAAGAGCUUCAAUGACAGGUGGCGAAUUGACAGCGUAUUCGGCCUCGGGAGAAAUUUCGAACGUUAUUUUUACCAUCAAUACUGCGUAAAUUAUAGAUAAAACAUGCAACAAUUAACAGUAUUCAUGGAUAUCGAAAGUUCACGUUCGUAUAUCGACGAGCUGUAUUCACCAGACACACCGAAGGUUGUGGAAGCCUUAGUGACGCUGAAGAACUCAGUGAUUGGCAGCAAUCGACAGAAGAGUUCAGUGAUACAGCAAGGAGUAGUGCCGCGUCUUCUUCAGUUAAUGUCUGAUGAAACAUUGGACCCUAACAUAAGACUCGAAGCUACUAUCACAAUAGGUUCACUCGCAAAAGGCACAGAAGAAAAUGUAAGAUCACUAGUAGAGCAGGGCACAGCAACGGCACUAGUGGACCUUCUGAGGAAUGCCCCUGUUGGCACAAAGUUGGCAGAAGCUGGGCUAUGUGCACUACGGAGUGUGUUCCUGCAUCCACCAGCACCAAUAUCUGCUUUACCAGCCGACAUGAGGCUUUUGAGCAGACUUACACAAAUUGCACGGGAAGGAUCACCAACGGCUAGAGCUUGCGUGGUGAGGAUCCUCUCGAUCUGGUGCACGGGGGCAGGAGAGCAGGAAGCUCUGUGUGCUGCUGGAGCUUGUGAAGCCGCCGCGGCGCUGCUCGCUGCCACUCCACCUGCCGCGCCGGCACUGCCAGCCCUCGACCUACUCGCCGCUAUGUGCUUUGAAAAUACCAACGUCUCACAAAUUGCUCUGAAUACUAGGCACGGUGACAAGACGAUACCGGAGCUGCUAUCAACACUGGUGUGUCGAGACAAACCGUUGCCUGUAGCGAUGGGGGCGGCGAGGUGUCUCACCUUCAUGCAUCGCGCUAAUGCUAUACCCGCUGAUGAUGCUCGAGUGGUGUUCGGUGCUCUGCCUUGCCUCGCCCGCCUAUGUACCAAGGACAUGCCGGAGGACAUCAGGGCUUCGGCGGCCGAGACCUUAGCUUACUUAGCAGAGGUAGACACAUCUCUCCAACGACUGGCAGCGAUCUCAAAUCAUUUAAUGACGUCACUCGCUGAGAUCGUCAACUGUCCCUCUCCAGCCGCUAAGCAAGGUGCCUUCAAGUGCUUCGCGUCGCUCGGUGCUAACGAUGAAGAUAUUAGGAAGAGGAUCAUUGAAACACACGGUCUGAUGGUCCAUGUCGUCAAUGGAAUGAACAAUCCUGAAGCAUCGGUACGAUUAGCAGCAGUAAGAUGCUUACACUCGCUUUCAAGAUCUGUACAACAGCUACGAACAACAUUUCAGGACCAUGCCGUAUGGAAACCCUUAAUGCAAUUGCUGGGUGAUUCGCCCGGAACAGAACUUUUAACUGUUGGUUCAUCAACACUCUGCAAUUUACUUCUCGAGUUUUCACCAGCUAAGGAACCAAUGCUCGACCAAGGUGCAGUAGAAAUGUUGUGUAACUUGACGAAGAUGCCCGAAGCUGCGUUACGACUAAAUGGAAUUUGGGCACUUAUGAAUAUGGCUUUUCAGGCAGAACAAAAAGUGAAGCAACGUAUUCUAAGUUGCCUCGGCACAGAGCAGAUGUUCCGCCUGCUUGGAGACAGCGACACCCGCGUCAUCAUGAAGACCCUGGGACUACUCCGCAACCUUCUCUCCACCAGGCACCACAUUGACGCCAUCAUGAGCGAGUACUCUUCGCAAGUUAUGCAGGCUGUCAUAGUAGUUCUAGAAGGUUCCUACCCUGCAGAGGUGAAGGAACAAGCGCUAUGCAUCCUAGGAAAUAUUGGGGACGGAGAGAAGGCGAAGGAUCUCAUCAUGGCCAAUGAAGAUGUACUUAGAAAACUGGUGGACUAUUUGGUCCAGGCCUCGAAACAGUCCUGGGGGCAAACAUCGACCGAGUACGUCACGAGAGCGAUUCAAUGGGCGAUGCAAAAGACGACGGAAGGCGCACCCGGAGAGCAAGCUGCAGGAGGCGGCGCUGUUCGUGGCGGGCAACCUGGUGUGGCGCGGCGAGGCGGGCGCGGCGGCGCGGCAGGCGCGUCUCGCAGACCUCGGCGUCUUGCGCGCGCUCAAACUGCUGCGCGCAAGGCACGACGCCGCUCAUCUACACGACAAAGUGAAGACGGCCCUGGCGCAGUUUAACGACUUCACAUAAUGCUGCAAGGGGCACAGGCACAAGCGCACGCGGCGAUAGUGUCUGUUAGUUAUAGUUACGCUUGUGAUCCAGUCGAGUACCGACAGUGAGUUAUCCAGUCAUAAACCUUAUGAUAUUACGACACUGCGUCUAGCUUUAAGUAUUUAAUUGUACAUAAAAUAAGUUGACAAAUUGUUAUCUCGACGACGUGUGUUAUUGAACUAUUUAUUGAAAUAAUUUAUCCUGUAGUCGUCACCGUUCAUCGUCACUAACUCUUAACGUUUCGUACCAUUUUAAUGUAACAUUUGACGAGUAUCUCCCAAAGAUAUCGAUACGCGUUUCCAACGACAGAGGUGCUAGCUACCCUCGCGAAAUGUUUAUUUUUGUGUAACUAGCGGAAUGUAGUGAAACUACAAUAGCGUAAUUUAGUUAGUUGUUGAUAUUACGACACUUUUUAUAUGCGUGUGUUUUACGAAAUCAGCUUAUUCGUAUACAAAAUUAUUACUUGAAUAAAUCAGUAUUGUAAUGUACGAUGUAUUGCUACUGUUUUAUUUCAUAAUCUUAUACUUGAAUAAUAUUUUGCUCUACAUCAAUUUCAUGAUCAUCGUUUUGUUGAUAGAUGUAUGACUAAAUCUGUGGUAGAACCAAUAAAAAUAUCGUUGUAAAAAUUGACGUAAAAUAUUUUGGGAAUAAUUGUCCUGUGAUGACUAAUGCGUCUUUAAAAUGUCGUUAUAACCGCGUGUGUGAAAUCCUAGGUAGAAUAAGGCUCGGUAUGAAGGGUAAUUAAAAUAUGGGAAGGCUGUGUUGGUCAAUGUGCUUAUUAAACAAGUAACAUCGUAUCCACGGUCGGACGAUAAAACGUAAAUUGGGAACGAAAUAAUGGCGAUCACUCAUUUCCUUGUACCUGAGAUACUGUUUGUGUAAAUAAUUGUUCGGAGACAUAAGGAAUGAGUUUCGCGCAAUUUAGAACGAGUCUCUUAGACGACGGUAAACAGGUAGCUUUUGAUAACGCAUUGAAUGUAUGUAUGUAUGAAUGUAUGUACUGUAGAUAAACUAACGAAUAAAUAAAUAUUGCCUAGCGCUUCUCAGUGUAUUUUC